AUGAAAAAUACGUCUUUCAUUCUUCAUUCUUCUACACUUCUAGUUCUAAAAUUGAGAGGAACACAGGAUAAGAGUCAAAUGAAGUCCGUGAAGACUGUACAUCAGGUUUUAGAAUCUCAAUUGGGUACCCCGCUCGAAUUGCUAGUCACCAUACCUCAGGACCCAACGGCAAAGAAGAUUCCGAUUACAAUCGUCCUAGGGAUACAAUCCAAGAGCAGCCAUUUGUCGACAUUAUGCUGCUACCACUACUGCAUACCGAAUCGUAAUGGUAACGAAAUAUUUGGAACAGCCUUACUAGACACCAACAACGAUUGGAUCCUGGAUGUGACUAGACAAGCCGCCACAGCCGUAUCAAAAAAAUUCCAUCGCCCCUGUUACGUCGCAUGGUCGGCCCCACAGGACCAUCAGUACAACUCGGUCGAACAGACAUACGUAGUCAAGCAGUGUUUAGAUUACAUCAAAAACCUAUAA
Molecule: messenger RNA, 471 nt
Organism: Zygotorulaspora mrakii
Lineage: Eukaryota; Fungi; Ascomycota; Saccharomycetes; Saccharomycetales; Saccharomycetaceae
Gene: POC4
Product: Poc4p
Exons: 1
Coding region: 1-471 (156 amino acids)
Source: RefSeq, a predicted model, not a curated record